CACCGGACUUUGUUCUGAAUGAAGAAAAAACUUAAAGAGCAAGUGUAGCUCUACUAGACAACAGGAUUAGAUUAGACUGCAGUUAGCCUUUUUAAACACAAGACAUUGUGGGCACCUUCAGAGGUUGCCUGUUUGUGAUUGGUGACAGCAGUGUCAUUUACCUGUUUGCAGCCUUUAAAUUACACAAGGGUGAUUUGUUACUGACUCAUUGCUGCAACUCUGUACAUAGGAGUGGAGUUUUGCAGGCACUGAUUGAAGACUCCUGCUGGACUUAGAGGGCUAUUCCAAGAGGUAGUAAUUAAGAUGCUAGGUAAAGUUUUCCUAGUCUUUAUCCUACAAACUCUUCUUUUCCUGACUAUAGUAGUGUCAUCAACUUCAUCAUCAGAAGAAGACAGCAGUGUUGAAAAAGAAAGUAAGGAGCACCAUAAAGGUUCACAUCAUUGGAAGUACGAUGAUCAAGAAUUGUGGCCCUCAACAUUUGAGCACUGUAGUGGGAAAUCUCAAUCUCCAAUCAAUAUUGAAACUGGAAAAACAAUAUAUGACUCCAGUCUGCCAGCUAUUGUUCUUGAAGGAUAUGACCUAUCAGACAAAGCGUUACUGAAGUUACAAAAUAAUGGGCAUACAUUACAGCUAAACUUGCCAAGCACCAUGCACAUAGUCCAAGGUUUCGACAACAUGUUCAUAGCAGCCCAGCUUCACUUCCAUUGGGGAACCAAAGAGGUUCCUGGAUCUGAACACACGAUUGAUAAUGUCCACUUCCCAGCAGAGAUCCAUGUGGUUCACUACAACUCCAAGUAUGCAAGUUUACAAGAAGCAGCAACAAAGCCGGACGGUCUGGCGGUACUAGGGGGGUUCAUCGGGAUUGGUCUGCUUGAAAAUGAAAACUAUGAGAACAUCCUUUCUUCUCUUACUGAUGUCAGUUUAGAAGAAACGAACACUGAGAUUCCUGGUUUCAAUGUCCGACAUCUUUUGCCGCCAAACCUGGAGCGCUUCUACCGCUACAAUGGAUCACUCACCACUCCUCCUUGCUUUCAGACAGUGAACUGGACCGUUUUUAAUGACACAAUCUCAGUUUCAAGGAAACAGUUAGCAGCACUUGAGGACACACUUAAAGCAGGACAGUCACUGCUCUCCAGAAACUUCAGAGCUGCACAGCUUCUGCAUGGGAGGGAAGUUUAUUCAUCUUUCAAGACUCUAGAAACCACAAAAGGGUCUCAAGUCAAUGGGAAUCACAAUCCUAGUAAAGGCAGAUCUUCGACGAAUGCAGUGGGGGAAGAAGAAGGUUUCUCCAGAGGAUACAUUCUGGCAAUUGCCUUUGGAGCACUUUUUGCAAUCACGUUGUUAUCGUUCAUAAUUUAUGCAGUUCAGCAACGGAAAAAAUACUCAAGAUUCCAAAAGGAUUCAAGACAGAAUGUUAUCUACAAGCCAGCAACUAAAGAAGAAGCUUGACCCAAAGUACUGAAGAGGAGUGACUGAAUUUUAGCAAUGUAUUGAUUCAAAGCGUCUGCAAAUUAAAAGAUACAUUAUAUAUGCUGUAUAUAUUGAUAUUAUAAAAUAUCUUUUAAUUGCUUGACAAUUUUAUGUUCCCAUAAAUGUAAAACAUGCAACUACAAAUAUUUUGAAUGGCCUUAUAAUAGAUUAUAUAAAAUAUAAAGAUAUUUGUUAUAUGUGGUAUUUUCCUGCACUGCCUUUCAACACAAGAAAUUUCUGUAUGACGUAAAAAUGAAAUACAGACAUAUUAAGUGCAGUUUGUUGGUACCUAAACUUAUUUUUAGGUUUAAACAAUUUGCACAGGGUAUUGGGAGUAACUUACACUGAAUCUGGGCAUUGAUUAUUUGCCCAUUACUCAUUUUAGCAUUUGCAAUGGUAGGAAAGUGCAUAUUUUAAAGUGAAAAAAAUCCUACUCUUUGCUUGUUAUGUUACCAUCAAGUCUUCUGAUUUUCAAGCAAAGAGUAAAAUGACUUACUAUGACUAAAAUGUUGCACAAAUUUUCCACUUAAAACAGUCUUCAUCAUCAUUCAUCCCACUGCUAUUGAUAAUCCCCAAAGUAAAUAGAAACACACAGCAAAUACUUUAGUCAUUCAUUACCAGUGAAUUGGCAAUAGUGAAGUGACCAAUCCUUUAUUUGUCUCUAAGACGAAUAUGUGGUUUAACAUAUCACCAUGACUGAAUCAGUCCUGACUGGUACACACUGUCACUAGAAAAAAGAAAACGACUGUCUUGCGUAAUACCUGGCUAUUUCACUAAGCAGAAUGAACAGACAAAACCAAGCAUAAUUGUAUCAUGUAUUGUUUUGACAGAAUAAAUUUUUCAAAAGUAUGUAUUUACGAUCCUUAAAAUAAUGUCAUGCAUGCAACAGUUUUUGAAUCUCAAAUGUUUGUAUGCUAUUUAUCUUUCUGUUGUAUAGAGCACUAAUAUUUAAUAUUGCGUAAUGAUAUGUUGUCUUUUGUACACAUUUUUGCAUAAUCACGGUUAAAUAAUCAUCAUUUGAGAAUUGUGACUGCUGGUUAUAGUCUAAAUGUUUUUCAAAUAUGUCCCGCUUUUUUGUUCAGUGCUACAAUUUUCGUUCCAUAUUUCCUCUUUGCUAUGCUAUUAAAUUGUGGAGUUUGUAGUAAGGAAUGCAUGCAAGGCUGAAAAAGAUGUAGAAACAACAGAGUACUGUUAAUCUGCUCUUUUGGGAUCUACUAACCUUUUCAUGGUUUGUAUUGAACCAUCAGAGCUAUAUUUUAUAAUUCAUGAAGGCAAAAAUAUGUUCUUGUCCACUUUAGGUCAGAACACUUUUGAGAAAACCUGAAAAACUGAUACUAGUGAUUUAGGGAUGAAUAAAUCAGAUAUGUUCAAUGGCAAAAUUAGAAAAUAGGACAUUUCAGACACAAAGAUUGCUUUAAUUGCCAAUUAAGGCAAUUCUCCACAUCUAACCCAGGCAACAAGCUCUCUUUUUUACAAUGAUGGCUAAGGUCAACAUGUUAACACAUGGACUCACAACAUCAAUCUUUGAGUAUUGUGGAAGAUCGAUUUGUAAUGGAACAAGUAAAGGUUUAUUCCAUGUUGAAAAGAGAAGAAAAGAAACUUUCUUUUCAGUUUAGUUUGUGGAGCCUUCUUCGACUGGUCAAAGGUUCAAAAACCUUUACUACUUCUUUUGGAAGCCUACGCAUGCUGACGCAGCUACCUACUUGAUGGAUUUGUAAGGUCUAACAAUGUUGACAAGAGGUGUAAAACUCUUUUGUUGUUAUUGUCUAAACUAAAGAGACCAGUGUGUGCUGAAGUUGAUAAGACUUUGGUAGACACUUGGUAACACCAGUGGGCAGCUCUGUUUAUUGUUGUCAGCUGAUAAUAUAUUGUGUUAUCAGUCACAGCUACAGUAAAUAGACCAGGGGUUUUCAAUGGGAGCAGCUGCACACUCACAUAGUCUUGUGGAGGAUCAAAAGGGACUAAUUCUACUUCAGUAGGGGGCGCUAUAACAAGAACUUGCAACAGUUACUAUGUAAACAUAGAACUGGCGCUAAAAGAGGAAUAAAAAACCUGCUGGAUACCACACCUGCAGAAACCAUAAUACUGAAUAUUGCCGAUAUGUUCUGAAACCAACUGCACAACUUCAGCACCUGUGUUGCCAACAGAUGACAAUAUAUUGUGCUUACUCUUCAAACUACAUUUAAAAUGUUUCUGAGCCAAUUUUGUAAGUGUUCAGGCAUGGAAAGAAUAGUCUUUUUAAUUACAAAAAAUAUCCUUAAAAUGUAUUAAACAGCAUGUCACUGUCACAGAAACUGUCAAAAUGCAAUAAAAGUUAUUUACUGUAAA
This is a messenger RNA of Lepisosteus oculatus (spotted gar), 3798 nucleotides long. RefSeq names its product carbonic anhydrase IX (gene ca9). Lineage: Eukaryota; Metazoa; Chordata; Actinopteri; Semionotiformes; Lepisosteidae. Gene Ontology annotation, molecular function: zinc ion binding; carbonate dehydratase activity. The record is from RefSeq and is a predicted model, not a curated record. Gene Ontology annotation, cellular component: plasma membrane. Gene Ontology annotation, biological process: one-carbon metabolic process.